Salarias fasciatus (jewelled blenny) is the source of this 2778-nucleotide messenger RNA. It is a transcript of the gene pmela, whose product is annotated as premelanosome protein a. The record is from RefSeq and is a predicted model, not a curated record. Gene Ontology annotation, cellular component: melanosome; plasma membrane. Gene Ontology annotation, biological process: melanosome organization. NCBI's taxonomy places the organism in Eukaryota, Metazoa, Chordata, Actinopteri, Blenniiformes, Blenniidae. The transcript has 12 exons. The coding region runs from base 51 to 2429 and encodes 792 amino acids.
GGACUGCAGGGUGAGGUUCGGGGCUCAGACAGGAGACAGACACACACAGGAUGAGGACGCUGCUGCUGCUCGUUCUGGCUUUCGCUUCAGCCACUGCUAUUACAGGACAAAGAAGUCAGUUCACACGUUAUCGAUCAUGGAACUCGCGGACUUAUCCAGUGUGGAAAGAUGGCGACCCGAGAUUCAGAAACUGCUGGUCUGGUGGAGAAGUGACCUUCACUCUGAAGAAUGACGCUCCCACACUGACUGGAGCAAAAGCAAGCUUCACAAUUGAUCUCAGCUUCCCUCCAAACCAGACGGUGCGAGCUGACGGACAGGUGGUCUGGGCCCAGAACUGCACCGUCAAUGGCCGACAGUACCAGGAGGGUCAGGCUGUAUAUCCCAACCAAGACACCGAUCGGACUGGAGUUUUCCCUGACGGCACACCUUUCUCCAGGACCCGGACCCGGAAACCACAAUACGUUUAUGUGUGGAAGGCAUGGGGGCGAUACUGGCAGGUGGCAGACGGACCAUCCUCCUCGCUCAGCAUCAACACCGACAAUGUCCCGCUGGGCUCCUACAACAUGGAGCUGGUCAUCUACCACUGCCGGGGCCAGGACAGGUUCAUCCCCCUCGGCUACGCCUCCUCAGUGUUUACUAUCACAGAUCAGGUUCCUUUCACCAUAUCACUCGCCCAAGUCAACGACGUGAACCAGAACGACCAGAGCUUCAUCCAGAACCAAGCCAUCGGGUUCACCGUCAAUCUCCACGACCCCAGCCAGUACUUGAGCAGCGCAGACAUCAGCUUCAGCUGGGACUUCGGCGACAACAGCGGUACUCUGAUCUCCCGAGAGCGCACAGUCACGCACACGUACGUUACAGUCGGGACCUUCAACCCUCAAGUGGUUUUGAUGGCGAGCAUCCCCUGUUUGAAUCCCACUGCUGCUGCUCCUGUUGAUGCCUCAGCUGCUCCAGCAGUGGUUGUGAUUCCCUCCACACCAGCAGCCGCUGCUGCUGCUGCCGCUGAGGGAGGAGAUGCCAUUGCUCUGGAUGUGGAUACCUCUGACGCCACUCCCCUGGCUGCGUCUGUGCAGCCGGACGACGCAGCCACAAACACGGAAGACGGCGGAGCAGCUGCUGAUGCAGAUGCAGCAGCUGAGGAAGUCGCCCCCGCCAACGCUGCCGAGGCCGACGCAGCCGCCACUCCGGCAGAAGAAGAAGGAGCUGCCGUUCCUGCUGCAGAGGAGGCAGACGCUGGAGCUGAAACAGAGGCGACGGCAGCAGACGAGGCCCCGGCUGCCUCUGUUGCACCGGCGGUGGAGGAGACAGCAGACGCUGCUGCAGCUGCUGCAGAUGAAACGGCUGUGGUGGUCGACGCUGCUGAAGAGAAUGUGCCUGUGAUCGACGCGGCUGCUUCGGCUGCCCCGGCCGCAGAAGGAGAAGAAGCUGCAGCCGAAGUCGUUGAGACCAUCACUGCUGCGCCUGUGGAGGAAGCAGCUGCAGAACCAGAAGCUGAUGUGACCGCCGAGGCCGAGGCCGAAACUGCUGCUGCUGCUGCUGAAACUGACACUGCCGUUGAAGCUGCUGAGCCUGCCGCAGAGGUCGUCCAGGCCGAAACCGAAGCCCCUGCAGACAAUGUUGUUGCUGUGGCAGCUACUGAGCCCACGGCCGUAGAAGCAGCAGCAGGCGAAGCUGUCGAAGCUGAAGUCACGGAGAACGAAGUUGCAGCCACCGCAGCGGCCACAGGUGAAGAAGCGGCUGUUCCAGCUGAGGGCGAAGUGGAAGCAGAUCCAGCGCAACCUGCUCUCGUUUUGACCAAAAGACAAGCGCCAGAGCUGACAGCUGAUUGCACCGUCUACCGCUACGGCUCCCGCGCUGCAUCCGUGGACGUUGUCCAGGGUAUUGAAAGUGUGGAGAUUGUGCAGGUUUCCAGUGUCGUGUCACUGACGACGGAGCUGGAUCAGAACGCUGUGGAUGUCACCAUCGCCUGUCAGGGAAGCCUGCCCAGUGAAGUGUGCACCGUCAUCUCUGAUGCUGACUGUAUCACUCCGGUGCAAACCAUCUGUAACGCGGCUUCGCCUUCUCCAGACUGUCAGAUGAUCCUUCGUCAGUUCUUCAACGAGACCGGAGUUUUCUGCCUCAACGUCUCUUUAACUAACGACGUCAGUCUCGCCGUGGCCAGUGCUCGAGUCAAUGUGGCACUCGCCUCUGGCGGCUCUCCAGCCGGGACCGCCGCUACAGUGCUGGGAGUGAUGGUCCUCGCUUGUGUCGUCUGCUGUAUCGGGUUGAUGUACAGGCGGUUCAAGCAGUACCAGCCACUGAGAGAGGACGGCACGGCGAGCAGCGGGGGCAGCUCUGCAGUCACGUCAGUGCCGCUGCUGCUGUGGAACCUGCUGAGUCGACACUCGCCAGGAGAGAGCCGGCCUCUGCUUCAGGGGAGGAUCGUGUAAAUACCUUCAUCGGAUUGUGCGCUCAAUGUCUGCAACACACGCCAACGUCUCCUUUAUAUAAGUACUACUGUCCGAGGUGAUCCUCUUAUACGCCCGGCCAUUAAAACCAGAAAUAAUUAGGAGAAGUGGAGCAGCCCUACAUCACAGAGCAAUUUGUUUGAUUAAAAAAAAAAAUGGAAUAAAACUGUUCAAACAUCUGUGGGACAAACAUUCAACGUGAGCUGUAAUAUUUUUAUUAAUUGGCAUUGAUAGUUUAUAGAAGGCGUAUCCUAUCUCUCAUGGCCUGUUUUUACUAAACCCAGUAACCUUAAAAGACGUUUAUCGCCCAUUUCUCCACAAGGUAAUUUAA